Messenger RNA from Budorcas taxicolor (takin), 1875 nucleotides. RefSeq names its product sushi domain containing 5 (gene SUSD5). Gene Ontology annotation, molecular function: hyaluronic acid binding. Bases 1 to 1875 code for a protein of 624 amino acids. The transcript has 5 exons. NCBI's taxonomy places the organism in Eukaryota, Metazoa, Chordata, Mammalia, Artiodactyla, Bovidae. Gene Ontology annotation, biological process: cell adhesion; Notch signaling pathway. The record is from RefSeq and is a predicted model, not a curated record.
AUGGCUGCCGAGGGACCCGGCCCCGGCGCCCGGCUCUGGGCGGCGGCGCUGCUCCUUCUUGGCCUGCCGCGCCUCUCCACGCCGGCGAAUGGGAAGCUCUUCGUGCUGGAGUCUCAGAACGGCUCUCAGGGCCUGGCACUGGAGGCCGCGCGGCUUUCCUGCAGGAGCAGAGGUGCUCACCUGGUGUCUGCAGAUGAGCUGCGGAGGGUGGUCCAGGACUGCGCCUUAGCGGUGUGCACCACGGGCUGGCUGGCGGACGGCACCCUAGGGACGACUGUGUGCAGCAAGGGGAGGGGUGAGCAGCAAGCCGUGCGAGCUGUCGAUGUGAGGGUUGAAAGCAGCCCGGUUCCUGGGGGUACCUACAACGCGCUGUGUAUUAAGGAUGAAGAGAAGCCGUGUGGAGACCCGCCCUCGUUCCCACACACCAUCCUGCAGGGCCGCACCGGCUUGGAGAUGGGGGACGAGUUGCUGUACGUGUGCGCCCCAGGCCACGUGACUGGCCAACGCGAAACCGCCUUCACCCUGCUGUGCGACAGCUGCGGGGAGUGGUACGGGCUGGUCCAGGCCUGCGGGAAAGAUGAGGCAGCGGUACACAUUGACUAUGAAGAUAAUUUUCCUGAUGAUAGAUCCGUGUCAUUCAGAGAGCUCAUGGAGGACUCCCGCACAGAGGCAGAGGAGGACAGAAGUCAGGGAGAACCCUCUGAGGAGGCUCCAAAACAGGACCGUCUGGUCUCUAUGCCUGUGGCAAGGGAAGACAGAGCCCAGGAUACAGGCUUUGUGCCAACCACAGGCCUGCUGGGCGCUGGGAGCUCCGUCCCCACAGAGCUUCCGGGAUCCCAAGGCAGCGGGAAGGACGUGCUCUGGUCUCCUGCUGGGACCUUCCACAAGCCUGAGUGGGAAAAGGAGAUGGAUGAUGAUGCCAAAAAGCACCUUCCUGCUGGAGACCACCACAGGGGCAGCACGUUGGCCCCAGGGGAGCUGGAAACCAGGGUCGUCUACCACAACACUGAUGGUCCCUCGGGGCCCCCGGUGGGCAGGAAUGACAGCGGGGCUGGUGACGCCAUGGUGAGCAGCAGCGAUGAGUCCUGGUUAGAUGGCUACCCUGUGACCGACGGGGCCUGGAGGCAGACAGAGGCAGGAGAGGAGGAAGACGAGGAAGAGGAGGACAAAGGGAAUGGGUCAGCAAGGCUGGAAGCAAGGAUGCUGAUUACGCCCAGCCAGCCCGCUCUUGCGGGAAGGAAGGGGUCCAGGAGCACCGCGCGCACACCCAGUGAGGCCGUGACUUCACUUCUUCCAUCUCAAACGCUAGAUGGAGAAGCUUUGGCUCUCAGACCCAUGAAUGUGUCUGAAACUGAGGGUCCUGGCAAAGGGGCUGGUGACUUGACGGGAAAUCAGUCAACCGUUCCCUGGAGAUAUGCCGCAGAGAAGCCUCCCACGUCCACCCUGCCCUAUGAACUCACCAGCUCUACCCUGGAGACCGAGACGACCGCCGUCCAGAAGACGCCCAGCCUCACUCCCUCAACUGUCGUGGCGGCCACCCAGACCCCCCUGGAGACCACUGUCCCUGCCGUCCAGGACACCUUCCCGUACCUGCUGUCGGAGGACUUCCUGGGACAGGAAGUCCCCGGCCCGGGUGCAAGCGAGGAGCUUCUCCCGACCUUGGAGCCCUGCGCUGGGGGCAAGUGUCCCAGCCUCGGCAGAGGCCCCAUCGUUGCCACGGUCGUCACAGUUCUGUGCCUGCUGCUGUUCCUGGCAGGCGUGGGGGCCGUGUGGGGCUACCGAAGGUGCCAGCACAAGAGCUCCGUGUACAAGCUGAAUGUCGGCCAGCGGCAGGCUCGGCACUACCAUCAGCAGAUCGAGAUGGAGAAGGUCUAG